UCUUUGAGGACAGGGAGGAGACAAUGAGGUCAGGGAAGGACUGGGGGGGCUGAGUUUUCUUCUCCACACUCACUCUCUCCUUGCCUUUUGCCCUUUUAAAAAAGCAAAGCUGAACCCCAUUCUUUAAGAUUCUCUCUCUUCUUCUUCUUCGUCUUAUAAUUUCUUAACCAACCCCCCUCUACCUCCCUCUCUCUCUCUCUCUCUCUCUCUCUCUCUCUCUAGCGUUGCAGAGGAGAGGAAUGUCUUAGCAUUGUUUGCAGGGCUUACAGGUUCAGAGGUUGUCUAGUAGUGGUGAUAUUAGACUCAUCUGAACAAUGACGAAAGUGAGCCCCGAACUCGGAGAGGCUAUGCAGGCAGAAGCAGUACUGCCGGUUUCUGCUGAUGUGAGCUUCACCUCCAAUUGCUUCCCAAAGUAUAAGUUGGGGCCAAAUAAUCAGAUUCUUGAAGAGCCAAAGGAGGAGGACAAGGGCCCCUCCUUGAAGGAGGUGGUAGAGGAAGAAACAGCCAAUCUCACGGAGCAGCACAAGCGUCUCUCCGUUCGAGAUCUUGCCAGUAAAUUUGACAAGAACUUGGCUGCAGCAGCAAAACUCUCUGAUGAGGCGAAGCUAAGGGAGGUGGCUUCUUUGGAAGGCCAUGUGCUUCUAAAGAAGCUUAGAGAUGCAUUGGAAGCUUUGAGGGGCCGACUAGCAGGGCGGAAUAAGGAGGAUGUUGAAAAAGCUAUAUCCAUGGUGGAAGCUUUAGCAGUUAAGCUGACUCAGAAAGAAGGAGAAUUGAUUCAAGAGAAGUUUGAAGUGAAAAAGCUGGUGAACUUCCUUAAGCAGGCUUCAGAAGAUGCCAAGAAGCUGGUGAACCAAGAAAAAUCUUUUGCUUGUGCUGAAAUCGAGAGUGCUAGGGCUGUGGUCCAACGCUUUGGAGAGGCCCUUGAGGAAGAAGAAAGAAAUUCCAAAACAUCCAAAACUCAGGAUGUGGAGGGACUAGUAGAAGAGGUUCAAGAGGCCCGAAGAAUCAAAUUGAUGCAUCAGCCAAGCAAGGUGAUGGAUAUGGAACACGAACUUCGUGCUCUCCGAAUUCAAAUUCGAGAGAAAUCAAUAUUUUCUUUCAAGCUUCAGAAAGAGCUGACUCUGAGCAAGAGGGCAGAAGAGAACAGAUCUCGAUUGUACAUUCUUGAAGGGUCCGAGAGUCUGGGAUCAGUUUUAUGUGUUCGCCCUCGCACCGACAAUGCUCCUCCACUUUCCAAGUGCUCAGUUCAAUGGUAUCGGACCUCCUCAGAUGGAAGUCACCGGGAUGUCAUUUCAGGUGCUGAGAGACCGAGUUAUGCACCUGAGCCCUUUGAUGUGGGACGGAUCUUGCAAGCUGAAAUCACCUUAAACGGCCAAAAAGAUUCUGUGACAACUGCUGGUCCUAUUGAUUCUGUGGCAGGACUACAAAGCCAUGUAGAAUCACUGACGCGAAAAUCAAACACCGAAUUUAGUGUAACUAUCUGCCAGAUGAAUGGUCAAGAUUAUUCAUCACAUUCCACUCACGUGUUUCAUGUGGGUAAGAUGAGGGUGAAGCUCAGCAGAGGAUGGAUCACCAAAGCUCGAGAAAUUUACUCAACCUCAAUGCAGUUAUGCGGAGUUCGAAGCGAUAGCAAUGUUGCAGCCAAAGGACUGUUCUGGCAAGCAAGGAAAGGGCUAUCAUUCGUACUGACAUUCGAAUCAGAGCGUGACAGGAAUGCAGCCAUAAUGCUUGCCCGAAAAUACGCUCUCGAUUGCAAUGUGGGUUAUGCUUGCAGGACCGGAUGAUCUAAUAUGAAGCCCGGGCCUAACUGACUGAUUUUUAUACUGAAGUGUUUACCUUGAUUGAUGUGUUUACCUUGAUUGAUGUAUUGGUUAGUUUUUUGAGUUAGCGUGUGCAUUUGGUUUGAUGAUCGCGUCAAAGAUGUAACGCAUCGUUCCGUAUGUGAGAGAUUGAUGUGUCGAUUCCACUAAUUUCUUUCGGAGUGUUGCUUUAGGCAUCAGUUUUUUGGGUUUGCCUAAUCAUCAUCUACUGUAACAAAGUCUGUACAUGAUUUGAUUAAUCUGAUUUGGUUUUGUGCACGGAA
This is a messenger RNA of Punica granatum (pomegranate), 2083 nucleotides long. Lineage: Eukaryota; Viridiplantae; Streptophyta; Magnoliopsida; Myrtales; Lythraceae. The record is from RefSeq and is a predicted model, not a curated record.